GCAGGGUUGUCGUUCCAGACGUGCGCGUGGUGGCUGCCGUCAACCCGAGGCUGGUGGUGACGCCCGAGGACUCCGGCGGCCGCAGAUACGCCCACAGGCCUCACGCCCACCAAGAAGACCAUAUAGAGGGCCACUUUGGUGGGUGCACAGGUGCUCCCACUGCGGCCGGGAAUUUCGGUCCCGCAGUAACCUGAGUCGCCAUGUCCGCGACCACCACACCGCCCACGACCCUAGCGCCGCACUCUGCCCUGUCUGCGGCAAGAAUUGCCGCAACCGCUCCAAUGUCCUCACACACAUGUACCGCGUCCACCACGUCACCGCCCGGCAGCUCGACGCCUUCGCUCACCCGCUCAGCCUCCCUGCUGCCGCCGCCGCCGCCGCCGCCGC
Penaeus monodon (black tiger shrimp) is the source of this 387-nucleotide messenger RNA. RefSeq names its product antifreeze protein Maxi-like. The record is from RefSeq and is a predicted model, not a curated record. Lineage: Eukaryota; Metazoa; Arthropoda; Malacostraca; Decapoda; Penaeidae.